GGGAUUGACCUUCCCUUUUUCAAUGCCGCUGUCAAAGUUGAUCACCGGGGCGAUGGAGAGAAGGGAAGAGGAGGAGGAGAAGGAAGAAGCGGGAGAUUAUUAGUCCAGUUUUGGCCAGCACACAGCGGAUCCCUGUAGAUCUAUCUCGGCGAUCGGUUCAGCAAAUAAGGAGAGGGCUAGGGAGGCGGCGCAGUCGAGAGGCGAUUAGAGACACACAGAGAGAGGAGCAGCCGGCAAAGGCAGAGGACGGGGAGCUUGGCUCUCUCUGAUUUGGACCCUCCGAUCCCAAGCUAGAGCCUCCCUCCUGUCUCUGUGUCUCUUCCCUCCUCCUCCUCUUCCUCCUCCCUCCCCCAACCAUGACCGUCUCGGGUUUCACCUCGUAAAGAUGGCGGUGGGGGAUCGCUGCAACCUUUAGACUCAUGACUGUCAGAAACAUCGCCUCCAUUUGUAAUAUGGGCACCAAUGCCUCUGCUCUGGAAAAAGACAUUGGACCAGAGCAAUUUCCACUCAAUGAACACUACUUUGGACUGGUCAAUUUUGGGAACACCUGCUACUGUAACUCUGUCUUGCAAGCCUUAUAUUUUUGCCGGCCGUUUCGGGAAAAUGUGCUGGCAUAUAAGGCCCAGCAGAAAAAGAAGGAAAACCUCCUGACUUGUUUAGCGGACCUUUUCCAUAGUAUUGCUACCCAGAAGAAAAAAGUUGGGGUGAUCCCACCCAAAAAAUUCAUCUCACGGUUACGAAAGGAGAAUGAUCUCUUUGACAACUACAUGCAACAAGAUGCCCAUGAGUUUUUGAACUACUUGCUCAACACUGUUGCCGACAUUCUGCAGGAGGAGAAGAAACAAGAAAAGCAAAAUGGCAGACUAAGAAAUGGCAACAUGAAUGAAACAGAAGAGAACAAUAAGCAGGACCUCACCUGGGUGCACGAGAUUUUUCAGGGAACAUUAACUAAUGAAACGAGAUGCUUGAACUGUGAAACUGUCAGUAGCAAAGAUGAAGAUUUUCUUGAUCUUUCUGUUGAUGUAGAACAGAACACGUCAAUUACUCACUGCUUAAGAGACUUCAGCAACACAGAAACCUUGUGUAGUGAACAGAAGUACUACUGUGAAACGUGCUGUAGCAAACAAGAGGCACAAAAAAGAAUGAGGGUCAAAAAGCUGCCAAUGAUCCUUGCAUUGCACCUGAAGAGAUUUAAAUACAUGGAGCAGUUACACCGGUACACCAAACUCUCUUACCGCGUGGUAUUCCCACUGGAGUUACGUCUCUUCAACACAUCUGGGGAUGCUAUCAAUUUGGAUCGCAUGUAUGACUUGGUAGCUGUGGUAGUUCAUUGCGGCAGUGGACCUAAUCGUGGACAUUAUAUUACUAUUGUGAAAAGUCACGGCUUCUGGCUUUUGUUCGAUGAUGACAUUGUAGAGAAAAUUGAUGCACAAGCAAUUGAAGAAUUCUAUGGUCUGACUUCUGAUAUAUCAAAAAAUUCAGAAUCUGGAUAUAUUUUAUUUUAUCAAUCAAGAGAGUGAUGGGGAAGACUGACUUUUUCCCGUCGGAGAGGAGAAACUGACCAACACUGUUAACUGACUUCCAUGUAGACCCAUCCAAUACAGUCCCAUCUGAUUCCAUCUCUAAAAUUGCUGACCGAAAUUCCUGAAUAUAUCCUGCCACAUUUUUAGCCUGGUUCUCAUUUAACUGCAAGAACAGCAGACUCAUAUUCAUCUGUCAAUCCUGCUGAAUUGAGGUCGAAUAUUGGAUAGGUGUUUUUGUGUCACCAUUAAGGACCAUUUGUUCAUAGUACGUAAAGAACCAUUCCUUAGCUUAGUGGUUUCCAAAUUCUGUUCUGAGGAAUCUGAGAUUCCUCAGGUGCUUUUCAGCAGUAAUGGUGGUCGUCCAUCAGAGCCAGCUUCAAGGACUGGCAUUGUCAGAUAGCUGCUAGUAUCCAUACCCAAACAGGAGGCUUGCUGCUGAUACCUGGAAUUGGCCCAUCCUGUUUCUUUUUAUCUUUGCUGCCAUUGCUUGUUUGCUUGUCUUCAACUGCAAUGAUAUAACCAAGGACAAGUAGCAGCCUCCACAGCUCUUCUCCUUCCCUUCUGAGUUGUGGAUUUGGCCCAGAGAGAGGGAGGUAUCAAUGGACAGUGCCAUAGAGGUGAGCCUAAGGAGGCAGCGGGUCCACUUCAAAAAUGGAAGCCUUGUUUCCCCUUGAAUCUUUUGACUAGAACUCCCAUCAUCCCUGAUUACUGCCCAUUAUGGCUGUCUGGGUUAGUUAAGUUGCUCCAGAGAGAGUUUUCCCAUGACUACUGAUCUCUGCCUGAAAAUGGUAAUUGCAAGGAUUUUUGGAGACACAUAUUCUGGGGAAAGCAGAACCUCAGCAGCCCUACUCAGCACUCCAUGGGAAAUGAACAUGCAGAGGUACCGUGGAGCACAGUGCUCAAAGAUUACUGGGCAGAACUAUUGAUAGGAAAAGGUAGAAAGUCUGGAAAGGACUGCUUUAAAUGUCUAUUGAAGUAUAACUCCAGUUCAUGCUAAAUGGGGGUAAAUAUAAAUGUAUAUAUUUCAUAACUGUUGGAGCUAGAGUUGGAUUAUGGAUUAUGUCACAUGACAUUCCCCAGCUAAAAAAUCAUUCUUUCCUGAUCCUUUUAAGCUUUAGGUUAUUUGAAAAAAAGAAAUCAAAUUGGCAACUUCAAGGCGCAGACUUAUGCAAAGGGAUUUCAAUCCCAUUUGAAGCAAAUCCUACUGCACAUCCAGUCUUCCUGUUUAUCAUGGGGCAGCACACAGGAACCAAGCUGGUCCUCUGGAUUCUCACUGUUUCAAAAGCUUUAGUUGGAAUUUGCACUGAAUCGGGGAAACGGCUUCUCUGUAUUCCUUCCACUGUGUAUGUAGUGAUAGAAUCUUUUUGAACCCAAAGAAAUACUCCCAAGUGUCAUUCUUACUUUCCCAAGUUAGCCCCUUGUCUAGGUGUCAUGUGUGAAACUGCUUGUAGAUUGGUUGUGCAAUCCUGUUCAGCAAUAAUGGGCAAGAUCCAAAGUUCAAUAGUACUCAAGCACACAAACAGAGCUCCAUAGGUGCAACCGCUCAUGGUUUUCCUAUGUGGUAGCAAUUAUAUCAUGUGCAUAUUAAAUAUCCUGCAUGUACUAUGCAUGCACUGGAUUUAAGUGGGCAUAUGUCAUGGUGCUCAACCUUGCAAAUGUGAAGCUUUUGGCAGGUUGCGUUAAUUUUAGGGAGAACUAAAUGACAUGGCAUCAGCCAGAAUAAUGCCAUCUUUGUUGUUUUGGUCUUCUGCAGUCAUGCAGACUCAAUACUUUUUGGAACAUAUAUUUUUGCAACACAAAGCCAGUUUCUGUGCUCUGUCUAAGGCCUGACCAAAAGACCAAAAGAAUGGAAGGAUAAUAAGAGAUGGCAUCCAAUAAGUUCUACAGCAGAAAGUAAAUCCACAAUCAGGCAGACUGCUUUGGAAGAUAUAAAACAAAUAAUUGAAGAAAGAGCUUCCUGGGGCAGAAGGCAGCAUUUGCUUCCAUCUCAGUGAUGUUUCAUAGAUCGUGUGAAGUCACCAGGCUAGAGGUUUUGUAUUUAUCUCAUUUUUUUUCAUGUCAGGAGCAACUUGAGAAACUGCAAGUUGCUUCUGUUGUGAGAGAGUUGGCCAUCUGCAAGGACAUUGCCCAGGGGACACCCGGAUGUUUUAAUGUUUUACCAUCCUUGUGGGAGGCUUCUCUCAUGUCAGUCCAUGGAGCUGGAGCUGAUAGAGGGAGCUCACCCUGCUCUCCCCAGAUUCAAACUGCCAACCUGUCGAUCAGCAGUCCUGCCAGAACAAGAGUUUAACCCAUUGCGCCACCAAGGGCUCCCUUAUCUCAAUUAUGACCCAAGUAUAUUUCUUUAUUUUAUUCACCAGAAAUAAUACCUGGCUCUCAUAACUAAGCAGUGACAGCUUCCAUAUCUAUGGAGCUAAUGCAUCUGUCCAGCCUUCAGUCUCCAUUUUAAAGAAGCUAGUCAGGGAGCAGAAUCCUACCCUUAAUCUAGAUUUUAGUUUGAGUUCUCAAGGCUGACCAACCUAUUAGACAUUAUUCCUAAAAUAGGUCAUCACCUGAAGUGGUUCCUUUAAAGUUCAGGCUAAAAUUAAGAAUGGAUUCUUGAUGUGGAAGCCUCCAACUGCCGAGACAGAAAAAGUGCUUGGCCAUGCUGAUUCACAGACUCUGACAAUUGUAGUCUGAAAAAGUAGUGUUUCUAAAUGCUAGGGAAAGGAAAGUGUGUAAUAAAAAAGGCACAAUGCAGCAGGACAGUCUACUUUACAAAUAUUCCCCAAAUACAUUGAAACUGGCUGCAACUCAGGCCCUUUCCACACAGCUGAAUAAAAUCCCACAUUUUCUGCUUUGGACUGGGUUACAUGUUAGUGUGGACUCAAAUAACGCAAUUCAAAACAGAUACUGUAGGAUUUUCUGCUUUGAUAUUCUGGGAUAUAGCCUGUGUAGAAGAGCCCUGAGUCCACACUGCUAUAUAAUCUAGUUUAAAGCAGAUAUUGUGGGAUUUUCUUCCUUGAUAUUCUGAGUUAUAUGGCUGUGUGGAAGGGCCCUCUGUUUCCUGGUGGAUGCAACCCUCGCAGAAGGAUCCUAAUCGCUAUGGAAAUGUGUCCAAAAAAAUUACAAACUCACAGUAUUUCUUUUUUUGAAAAAAAAUGGACAUGUUUUAGAAAACAACUCUUUUCUAGAUGAAAUUGGAUUACAUUACUGCUGUUGAGCUUUUUCCCAUCCUUAUUUAUCAUUGUGGGUUCUUGUGUCUCAGUUUCUUUGAAACUGAAAUUCCCUGAUGUAAUAUUUACUUUUUCUUUGAAAGAAAAACCAAGCUGUUCUUACAGUACAAGAGCUUUUGGAACAGCAAGAGUCUGUUGCAUAUUCGAGCACUUUACUCGUGUGAGGAACAAAACCAGAUUUAUUUAUUUUUAAGUUGUUUAAAGGGCCAUAAAUUGGUCAUCACAGUAGUGAUUUUACUUACUUACUUAUUUACUUACUUACUUACUUAGGCGAUCCCUCGUUGUCCGAGUAUGAUGGCCUUCCAAGUGUAGUGUCUUGGUGAUGGAUACGAAGAUGACUGUAGAGCCCUAUUCUUGACUCGCGUGUUCUUCCACAGUGAUGACAUUGGUUUCCAGAUGGAAGGCAGCCCCGGUCAAGGUUGGCUUGAUGCGCCUUCAUCUUGGCACGUUUCUCCCUUUCUCUCUCCAUUCGUGCCUCUUUAAACUCCACAGCACUGCUGAUCAAAGCUGAUCCCCAGCUAAAGCACUCAAGGAUCAGGGCUUCCCAGUUCUCAAUGUCUAUGCCACAGUUUUUAAGGUUAGCUUUAAGCCCAUCUUUAAAUCUCUUUUUCUGUCCACCAACAUUCCAUUUUCCAAUAUUGUGUAACUGCUUUGGGAGAUAAUGAUCAGGCAUUCGGACAACAUGGCCAGUUUGGCGGAGUUGAUGACAUAGGAGCAUCGCUUCAAUGCUAGUGGUCUUUGCUUCUUCCAGCAUGCUGACAUUUGUCUGCCUGUCUUCCCAAGAGAUUUGUAUGAUUUUUCAGAGGCAACGCUGGUGGAAUCGUUCCAGGAGUUGAGUGUGUAGAAAGUUCACGUAGGAAAGGCAGCCUUGCUUGCAUUGGUUCAGUAGAGCUGUGGAUACUCUGUAUACACAAGCAGACAUUUAUGUGUAGCUUAACAAAGUCCAUUCCUGUCCAAAUGAGUGUAGGCAAAGCCUGGCAAACUCUCAUGCCAGAACUGGACCUGAGCUUGACCCACAUUUAGGUGUGUGCGACUGGGCUAGAGGACAGUGCUUCCGUGCCUCCUCUUCCAGCAGCCACCUCUAUAACCCUCUAAAAUGCUAUACAAGAGAUCAGGAGACCUUGUUGUAUGGCACGACCUUUGGUGUCUGGAGGAAGACAGGAAUCCCAUAAAAUUGGACAGAGGAACUUUUUUCAUGAGUAUAGUCCUCCCACCAGCAGGAAAUAUAUCCUACGUAGAUCCAGUCCAUGAAUAUACUUUCAUACAUUCGGACCUGGCGUAUUUGAUCAUAGCAAUCAAUGUCCUCAGCUUCCUGGGUGUGUCAUAAGGACUAGAAUAAUACAGCUUAAAAUGGAAAAAUCAAAGGAUGAUGAUGUCUUCAGAAGAUGCAUAGUACUGUCAAAAAUGCAAGGAUUCCGAAGUCAGUUUUGAUGCUUGAAGCAAACUCACAGGCUUAGAAUUCUUUCAUUUUAAACAUACAUCUUGUAUCAGAUUUUAGUUGGUGGAUCUUAAUUAAAAUAUAUAUAGGCAGGGCUGUAGCCAAGGGGAGGGCUUAGGGGUUCAAACCCCGCCUGAAUUUUUUCAGGUUUUAAAAAAAUGGUUUACUCAUGAAUUUUAACUGGUUAACCAAAUCUCCAUGAGUGUCCACUGAAGUUUAUUGAUUGAGCCUUGAUGGAACUACUCUUCAUGAUUUGCUAAAAAGAAAAAGAGUUUCAACCCCCCCCCCCCCAUUUCUUCCUGGCUAUGGUCCUGCAUAUAGGUACGUCAACCUUCAAGGGUCCCAUCCGUUGCCUUGAAAUGUCUAAAUAAGUUACCAAAAUGGCAGAGAUAUAACCCUGUUAGUUCAGAUCCAUUUGCUCCAAGCUUCCUUUGCAUACUACUCACUGGAGUGAAAGAUGGAGGGUUGGCUUUAUACCAAGAAGGCCUUCACAAAUUAUGUCUGCAGUCUGUUCAAAUAAAUAUUCAUACUAUUCACGUUCUUAUUCAGCUUUUUAGGACUUGCAGUUGAAUCUGUGAACUUGCUGAUGUUUGAUUCAGCCAUAAUGGGCAACUAUUAUUUCCUUUCAUGAGAACAAACCACAGUUUAUCGUAGAUCAUAUAUUCUCCCUUCUCUUUCUUGGUCGAGACCUAAAAAAGUGCUUGAACAGAUCAAUUUUCACUUUUAAACGAACCAUUCGAACUCUGAAAAACAUGCUUUGUUUAAACUUCUCCCAGUAAACAAGUAUCAGAAAUGAUAGUUUAAUCCUAGUUUGUUUGAACCAGUGGGGGAUGAAAGAUAUUAUUGUGUUGUCAAAGGCUUUCAUGGCCAGAAUCACUGGGUUGCUGUCAGUUUUCCGGGCUGUAUGGCCAUGUUCCAGAAGCAUUCUCUCCUGAUGUUAUGGCAGGCAUCCUUAGAGGUUGUGAGGUCUGUUGGAAACUAGGCAAGUGAGGUUUAUGUACAGUAUCUGUGAAAUGUCCACGGUGGGAGAAAGAACUCUGGUCUGUUGGCGGCAACCUCUGAGGAUACCUGCCAUAGAUGUGUGUGAAACAUCAGGAGAGAAUGCUUCUGGAACAUGGCCAUACAGCCUGGAAAACUCACAGCAUCCCAAAGAUACCAUUGUUCCUUGCAUUUUGCUGAAAUGAAGAAUUGAACAUUAAAGCUUCCUAUCUCAAUAUGCAUGUAUUUAUUUGACAUGCAUAUUAAAAAUACAAAUAAAUAAGAAAAGAGUAUGGGAGGUGUACCAAGGCUGUUUCAUAUAUUAGGCCUCCUGUUACAUUUGAAUCAAGCCUGUGCAGGUAUUGCCCUUGAGAAGAUAAACGUUGUGUGUCUGGUAAUGAUCUGUGUUAUUUCAUGCACACAUGCGUACUUGCAAGGCAUUAUUUGAUGCCUCCGUCCUCAAGGGAUCCGCAAGUAUGUGUGAAACAGCCUACAAACAAGUAAUUCAGUGCAUGAAGCUUUUUCUUUCUCUGGGACUGGAGCAAUGCUAACUUGUCUAACCAAUACCUGGAAUUAACUGGACUCCUGCCUUUGUAGCCCAUUUAAGUCAUCAGACACUGUACAAUUGACUCCCAUGGGGUUGGGAUGUGAUCCUUUUGUGAAUAAAGUCCUUUACUUGCUUUGCUAUGUUGCACAGCAUUUUUCUGAGAUGUGGCCAUCACUUUUCUGACAGGCUGGCUGCUCUGGCUGUGGUGAAUAAAUGCACUUUCGAGUUCAGUGUUAAACCGAUAUAAUACAGAUGUUUUGUACAUUGCAGACGUUGCUGCCAAACAUAUUUAGGAUCUAUGUUGAACCUUUUUAUAUAAAAUAAAUAAAACCUUAGCAUUAAUGUAUAACUUGAAUGGUUGGAACUGAUGUUUGUAUUUUUUUUAAUUACUGUUGAUUUUUAAAACAAAGCAAACCAGAAAAUAAGAGGUAUGGGUAUAUUUGUGUUUCGCUUUAACACCAAUAUUCUUUUUUGUGUUAAAUAACGAAAGCAGAAGAUUGAAAUAUUUAAAUAUUAUAAUCUAUGACUCAUGUUUUUCCUUCCUGUAUCUUAUAAUUUUGAGGUGGAUAAUAAAUAGAGAGAAUUAUAAUAC
Messenger RNA from Anolis carolinensis (green anole), 8290 nucleotides. It is a transcript of the gene usp46, whose product is annotated as ubiquitin specific peptidase 46. The record is from RefSeq and is a predicted model, not a curated record. Gene Ontology annotation, molecular function: cysteine-type deubiquitinase activity. Gene Ontology annotation, biological process: protein deubiquitination. Bases 420 to 1520 code for a protein of 366 amino acids. NCBI's taxonomy places the organism in Eukaryota, Metazoa, Chordata, Lepidosauria, Squamata, Anolidae. Gene Ontology annotation, cellular component: nucleus; cytosol. The transcript has 9 exons.